AUGGGUGAAGUAACUGCAUCAGUGUCUACAAGCGCGCAGAAUCUUAUUGAUUCAAAAAUUAUGUGUAUCCUGAAUCCAACAAUGCAUCAUCAUGAUUUGUUGCAAAGCUAUGUCCGAGUGCCCGUAGAAAGUACUUCAAAUUCAAAACAGUUCGAAGAUGUGGAAAAUUUCAAUAAAGCGCCAUCCUCUUUGGGAACUUGUCUCGACACAGAAUCUGUUGAUGACAUUGAUAAAGAAAGCCGAAUUGAUGAGGACAUCAGGAAGAAAAAAAAUAAUAAGAAGCAACAGAAAAACAAAUCUAGUAAAUUAUUAUCAGUUGAACCAGAAAUGAGUAUUCGAAAGAGAAAGAAAUGA
Molecule: messenger RNA, 354 nt
Organism: Eufriesea mexicana
Lineage: Eukaryota; Metazoa; Arthropoda; Insecta; Hymenoptera; Apidae
Exons: 1
Coding region: 1-354 (117 amino acids)
Source: RefSeq, a predicted model, not a curated record